This is a messenger RNA of Schistocerca nitens (vagrant locust), 858 nucleotides long. RefSeq names its product runt-related transcription factor 3-like. The coding region runs from base 1 to 858 and encodes 285 amino acids. The transcript is spliced from 2 exons. NCBI's taxonomy places the organism in Eukaryota, Metazoa, Arthropoda, Insecta, Orthoptera, Acrididae. Gene Ontology annotation, cellular component: nucleus. Gene Ontology annotation, biological process: regulation of DNA-templated transcription. The record is from RefSeq and is a predicted model, not a curated record. Gene Ontology annotation, molecular function: RNA polymerase II cis-regulatory region sequence-specific DNA binding; DNA-binding transcription factor activity, RNA polymerase II-specific; ATP binding.
AUGCACCUGUCGUCCGACAUGAGCGGCGCCAACGUCGACGGAGGCGGCGGCGGCGGCGGUGGUGGAGGCGGCGGGGGCGGCGGCGCGUUCGGGGGCCUGACGGCGGACGUGUUGGCCGAGCGGACGCUGGACGGGCUGCUGGCCGAGCACCCGGGGGAACUGGUGCGCACGGGGAGCCCGCACCUGGUGUGCACCGUGCUGCCGCCGCACUGGCGCUCCAACAAGACGCUGCCCGUCGCCUUCAAGGUGGUGGCGCUCGGCGACGUCCUGGACGGCACCCUGGUGACGGUGCGCGCCGGCAACGACGAGAACUACUGCGCCGAGCUGCGCAACUGCACCGCCGUCAUGAAGAACCAGGUGGCCAAGUUCAACGACCUGCGCUUCGUCGGCCGCAGCGGCAGGGGCGGACUUGAAUUCCAGUACCGUAUUAUAACGUCGUACUUCCUGAAAAGAGUAAUUUGCUUUUCGACGAUUUCGACGAGUGAAACACAGCAGCAGACAUGGGCGGCCCCGCCUGUGUUGACCUCGGCCGCUGCGAGCCGGGACGCUGAGUUUGACUGCCCGCCAGUGCCUGAGGGUGCGCUGUCUGUGGCGCCGCAGCCGCGUCGGAUGCAACACUUGCUACGGCGGGGCGCGAUCGUGAUCCGCAUGCCGCCUCAGACGCCGCCGCCCUCUGCUCGCUUAGUUAGGGGGGCGUGCGGGACGCUCCGACCCUUCGACCGCCUGAGGCCGCGCGGCGGUUCUUCAGCAAACGCCUCGCCUAGGCGUCCGAGUGUGCCACGACGCUUCAAGGUCGUGCGCGUCUGUUGUAACAAGAUUCCUAUAAGACGUGUCAAAGACGACUGUUUUUUAAAGUAA